This is a messenger RNA of Trametes versicolor FP-101664 SS1, 159 nucleotides long. RefSeq lists its product as uncharacterized. Lineage: Eukaryota; Fungi; Basidiomycota; Agaricomycetes; Polyporales; Polyporaceae. The annotation marks the transcript as partial. The transcript has a single exon. The record is from RefSeq and is a predicted model, not a curated record.
CAGAUCCUGAGCAUGACCUGCGACAACGCCAGCAACAACGACACCAUGACGGCAGAGCUCGCCGAUCUGCUUACCGAGUUCCAGGGCGAGUACUCGCGCACCCGGUGCUUCCUCCAUAUCACAAACCUCACCGCCAUGAGUCUUCUGCGCGAGUUUGAU